Molecule: messenger RNA, 843 nt
Organism: Papaver somniferum (opium poppy)
Lineage: Eukaryota; Viridiplantae; Streptophyta; Magnoliopsida; Ranunculales; Papaveraceae
Exons: 1
Coding region: 118-711 (197 amino acids)
Source: RefSeq, a predicted model, not a curated record
UCUGCUUUAUCUUCUUUAAUAGUCUCCGCUCUCUCACUCACCGAAAUCUCUCUCAAUCUCUGCAACUGUGAGCAGACAAAAAAAAGAAAUAGAAAUUCCAGUUACCCAAGAAAAAAAAUGAUGGCAGAUCAAGAAAGCAAAUCUGUGAACCACCCACUGAAUCAAAUCGCUGAGAGUCCAACUCACAAACUCCUCCUAAAACAAUGGUUCAAAGAAGAAGAACUAAUCCUAGGUCGUAUCUCUCUCAAAGAAACUCAAAUCGAUACAGUCAGGAAAGAGAUAACACAACUCUACUGUUUCUUUUUCCUAUUUCAUUCAACAUCUCUUCUUCUUCUCUUCACAUCAAAUACCAGUACUGGUUCCAUAUCCUGUCAUAGAUCUUGGAUACCAUCUGUAUGUUCUCUCCUAUCUUCAUUAGUGAUAAUCUGGGCUAUUCGAUAUAAAACCGAUGUUGAAACUCAUAUUGGGAAGCUUCUAGAUAGAGAGAAAGAAGAUUCAAAGCUUUUAUCGAAGUGUGUCCAGGAAUUGAAAUUCAAAGGGAUUGAAUUUGAUUUGUUGAAAGAAGUUGAUGCGUUAAGAAGAGCAAAGAGUCUUCGUGUUGAAGCGAAAGCCGUAUCUAAAUGGUCCGCCAGAGAUUUCGUCACACUUUUCUUUGUCGUUGUUUCUUGUUUGAUUUUGGGGCUUAUAAGGGUUGUGUUGUGUAAUGCUUAAAUUGGGAUUCUGCAUUUUGUUUUUUGGAGGAAGCAUAAAUAUUCUGCAGAAUACUUUGUUCUGCUUGCUGCUUAUUUUUUGUACGGAGGCGGAAUUUGAUGAACUAAUGAAAUAAGAUUUAUUUUCUUUUCA